AUGAAGGAAUAUCUCUCUAACCCUCCAGUAUUAAUGCCACCCAAGCCGGGAGAGCCUUUGAUUUUAUAUCUCACAGUCACAGAAACUGCCAUGGGAGCGUUAUUGGCUCAAUACCAAGAAGGCACCAAAAGAGAAAUUGCCAUCUACUACCUCAGCAAAAAGUUUUUGGAUUAUGAAACCAGAUACAAUCCUUUAGAAAAAGCUUGCAUCGCCCUCAUAUACGCCACUAAGAAGCUACGACAUUAUCUACAGGCUCAUACAACUUUCCUUAUCUCAAGACUAGAUCCUAUCAAGUACAUCUUUGAGAAACCAAUUCUCACUGAGAGAUUCGCGAGAUGGCAUGCAAUGCUUUCAGAAUUUGAUAUUCAAUGUGUAAACCAGAAAUCUGUUAAAGGAAGGGCGAUAUCUGAAGCAUUGGCUGAUGGACCAAUAUCAGGAGAUGAAUUUGAUGACGAGUUUCCAGAUGAACAUUUACUCAACAUUGGGAUAUCUAGGUGGAAAAUGUACUUUGACGGAGCAUCUAAUAGAAGGGGCAAUGGCGCGGGUGUUUUGCUCAUUGAUCCUUAUGGAAUUCAUAUCCCUUUUGCUGUGAAAUUGAGUUUUCCAACGACUAAUAACACGGCAGAGUACGAAGCUUGCAUUUAUGGCGUUAAGGCAACCUUAGCGGCAGGGGCGAAAUACCUCACAGUAUAUGGAGAUCCUAACCUCAUUAUCUCUCAAACAAUUGGAGUAUGGAGAGUCCGAGAUGAGAGAUUACAAAUGUAUACCGAGUAUCUCCAACAGUUCAUUCCGUACUUUGAAGAUAUUGACUUCAAGCAUCUUCCCCGGGAGCAAAACAGUUUCACGGAUGCAUUAGCAAACUUAGCGGUAAAUUUAACAUGGGAAAACAACGUAAAAAUUCGAGCUGUGACUAUUGUGGAAAGUGAUUCACCGGUAGUCAACCUUGAACAUAUGAUUGCUGCAUUGACUUUGCAAGAUGAUAAAGAUGCUUGGUAUGCUGAUAUUAAAAAAUUUCUAAUCACCGGUCGAUAUCCUGAAGAAAGUCAUAAAAAAGACCAAUUGGCUAUCCGGCGAUUGGCAGCUCACUUUGUAAUACUAAAAGAUAGAUUGUACCGCAAGGGUUUUGAUGGAACUCUACAAUUGUGUGUUGACAAAAAAAAAAUACAAAAGAUCAUGGGAGAAAUCCAUGGUGGUGAAUGCGGUCCGCACAUGAAUGGCAGGAUGCUAGCUCGAAAAAUCUUGCGAGCAGGUUAUUAUUGGACCACUUUAGAAAGCGACUGUGUCCAUUUUGUGAGGACUUGCAAGAAAUGUCAAUUUUUCGCAAAUCUCAAUCACAUGCCACCUACCUCCUUACAUAAUCUCACUUCUCCAUGGCCGUUUUCUAGUUGGGGUAUAGAUAUCAUCGGACAAAUUCACCCAAAAGCCUCGAACGGACACCAAUACAUUUUAGUUGCUGUUGACUAUUUCUCGAAAUGGAUUGAAGCAGCGUCAUAUGCAAAGCUAGGGGCAAAGCAAGUCUCCAAAUUUGUGAUCAACAACAUCAUAUGUCGCUACGGAGUGCCUUUUGAAAUCAUUUCUGACAACGGCUCUCACUUUGAAGGGCACUUAAAAGAAACUCUUGAGAAAUAUAAGGUUAGACAUCAUCAGUCUUCCCCUUAUCGUCCUCAGACCAAUGGAGCAGUUGAAGCCGCCAACAAAACCAUUCGAACGAUAAUUGCAAAAAUGACAGAAAAAACCCGAGAAUGGCCUGACAAAUUACCAUAUGCCCUUUGGGGGUAUAGAAUUUCUAUUCGAACCCCAACAGGAACUACUCCGUAUUCUCUAGUAUAUGGAAUGGAACCUGUCCUUCCUGUGGAAAUCGAAAUUCAAUCACUCCGGGUUAUGAAUGAAAGCGAGGCUGAAAAGGCACUGGCCCAGCCAUUGGAGAGAAGGCCAAUGCGUUAG
Molecule: messenger RNA, 1944 nt
Organism: Spinacia oleracea (spinach)
Lineage: Eukaryota; Viridiplantae; Streptophyta; Magnoliopsida; Caryophyllales; Amaranthaceae
Exons: 2
Coding region: 1-1944 (647 amino acids)
Biological process (GO): DNA integration
Molecular function (GO): RNA-DNA hybrid ribonuclease activity; nucleic acid binding
Source: RefSeq, a predicted model, not a curated record